This is a messenger RNA of Penicillium pulvis, 954 nucleotides long. RefSeq names its product class I SAM-dependent methyltransferase. The record is from RefSeq and is a predicted model, not a curated record. The transcript has a single exon. Lineage: Eukaryota; Fungi; Ascomycota; Eurotiomycetes; Eurotiales; Aspergillaceae. Bases 1 to 954 code for a protein of 317 amino acids.
AUGGUUGCAGCUAUUGCGAAAGCAGGCUUCCCUGUUAAUCAACAUCCUCAAUUGAGCUGGGACUUAAUAUUCACUGCUUGGCCUACGGGGCUGGUAACCGGUAACUAUUCUUAUGAUACACAAUUCAAACCUCAAGAGUUACCAGUUCUGGGAAUAGGGAAUUCUGUCAAGCUAGACUUGCAGGUUCCUGAGCUAUCAUCGUUAUGGAAUCAGACCAGUCAUUCCGACAGUUCGAAACACUUUGUUCCAAGUUUACAGCUCCAAAACAAUUACCAAGCGGUCGAAUUUGAGGGCAGAUGCCGUGAUAUCCCAGCCGUGCCUAUUUCAAACGACCGGGGACAAUUGCACAGCACGGAAAUAUUCUCACGUGGAUGGCCUGACCAGGCCCCAGACACUGUUUGCGGCUGGGGAUCCAGCGAAAAACAUACCCGACUAGUUCGAAAAGAAUUCGUUGAGUUAUUAAACACCUACCAUGUGAAAGUACUUAAUGAUGCUGGCUGCGGUGACCUUUCAUGGAUGAGCAUGGUAGACCUCGACGGGGUCGACUAUAUUGGCUACGAUUUAUAUGAGCGAGCGAACUGGGCCGAUUUACGACAACGCGGUUAUCAUCUGGACGUUCUUGAUAUCACGGCAAAUGAACUGCGCCCUGCCGAUCUACUCAUUUGUCGCGAUGUUUUCAUUCAUUUGCCGAACGACAUGAUCCUUGCCACGUUGGAGCGAUUUCGCCGAUCGGCCUCCCUGCUCCUCACUACAGGCUACACCAGUGACCCGAGUCUGAGUGAAGGGGAAUUCUCGAAUUUCAAGCGAAUGGAUGAGCCAAAUCUGCAUCACAGAAAGCUCGAUCUUACUCUACCUCCAUUCAACCUUGGCCAACCUCUUGUUCGCAUCCCAGAGGACUCGCCUAAUAAAUAUCUCGGACUCUGGGACCUGAAUUACCCGCAAACUUGCCUUUGA